AUGGUAGACGUAAAGACAGCUGCUGCUAUCAAUGCCCAAGCAGCCUUAAGAAACUACUUAGUAGAGCCUGUUAUUGAUUAUCGCACUGUCAUCGGUGUUGAAGGUCCUCUAGUCAUUCUAGACAAUGUAAAGUUCCCAAAAUACGCAGAAAUCGUCAACGUUCACCUUGGAGACGGCUCAACUAGGCGUGGUCAAGUCUUGGAAAUCGCAGGAAAGCGUGCUGUCGUGCAGAUUUUUGAAGGCACCUCAGGAAUUGACACCGUUAACACUAAAUGUGAGUUCACUGGCGAUACUAUGAGAAUGCCUAUAAGUGAAGAGAUGCUUGGAAGAGCAUUCAACGGCUCAGGAAACCCUAUUGAUAAAGGUCCAAGAGUGCUAGCUGAAGAAAUGAUCAAUAUUCAAGGCCAACCUAUCAAUCCUUUUAUGAGAACCUACCCUAAAGAAAUGAUUCAGACAGGGAUUUCAGCUAUCGACGUUAUGAACUCUAUUGCAAGAGGCCAAAAAAUCCCUCUUUUUUCAGCAGCUGGUUUGCCUCACAAUGAAAUUGGUGCUCAAAUUUGUCGUCAAGCUUCUUUAGUAAAAGGCAAAGACACCCAAGAUCACUCCAAAGAAAACUUUUGUAUUGUCUUCGCAGCCAUGGGUGUGAACACAGAAACUGCUAGAUUUUUCAGAACUGAUUUCGAAGAAAAUGGAUCUAUGGAAAGAGUCGCUUUGUUUAUGAACCACGCUUAUGAUCCUACAAUCGAAAGAAUUAUUACUCCUAGACUUGCUUUAACAACUGCUGAAUACCUCGCCUAUGAAAGAGAGCUCCAUGUGCUGGUCAUUAUGACUGAUAUGAGCUCUUAUGCUGAUGCCCUAACUCCCCCCCCCCCCUCCGUGAGCGAACAAAAAAAUUUUGUUCGCUCACGGAGGGGGGUUAAUUUUUUUUUUUUAAAAAAAAUUUAUAUAUAAAAUUUUAUAAAAAAUAUUUUUUUCGAAAUUUUAAAAAAAAUCCUAAUUUGCAAAAAUUGGAAGCAAAUAUUAAUUUAAUUUGCAAAAUUUAUGUUUUUAAAACGCAAUUUUGUUUAAAAUUAAACAGAAUUAGCUCUAGAUUUCAUUAUACUAAUUAUCACUUAUAUAUCAAAAAUUUUUUUCCAUUAAAAUUUUUUCUAUUAAAAAAAUUUUUGUGUUCACUCACGGAGGGUGGGUUUUUGGUCAAAAAAUGGCGAUUUUUCUAAUGUUUUUGUUCGCUCACGGAGGGGGGGGGGGGAGUAAGAGAAAUUUCUGCUGCCAGAGAAGAAGUGCCUGGCAGAAGAGGAUACCCUGGGUACAUGUACACUGAUCUUUCCACUAUCUAUGAAAGAGCAGGAAGAGUAGAAGGCAAAAAUGGCUCAAUUACCCAGUUCCCUAUUUUGACUAUGCCUAAUGAUGAUAUCACGCAUCCUAUCCCUGAUUUGACAGGGUAUAUUACAGAAGGACAGAUUUUCAUUGAUAGGCAGUUGAAUAAUAGGCAAAUUUAUCCUCCAAUUAAUGUGCUGCCUAGUCUUUCACGUUUAAUGAAAAGUGCUAUUGGGAAAGGAAUGACAAGAGAAGAUCACCCUGAUGUCUCAAAUCAGCUUUAUGCAAAUUAUGCUAUUGGAAAAGAUAUUCAAGCAAUGAAAGCAGUCGUAGGUGAGGAAGCGCUGACAAGCGAAGAUUUACUUUAUUUAGAAUUCUUAGAAAAAUUCGAAGGCAGAUUCUUGACUCAGUCUAUCAAUGAAAACAGACACAUUGAGGACAGCUUAGACAUUGCAUGGAGUUUAUUAACUCCCCCCCCUCCGUGAGUGAACAAAACCAUUAGAAAAAUCCCUAUUUUUUGCCCAAAAACCCACCCUCCGUGAGUGAACAAAAAUUGUUUUAAUAGAAAAUUUUUUUUAUGAAAAAAGAAAUUGAUAUAUAAGUGAUAAUUAGUAUAAUGAAAUCUCGAGCUAAUUCUGUUUAAUUUCAAACACAUUGCGUUUUAAAACAUAAAUUUUAUAAAUUGAAUCAAUAUUUGCUUCCCAAUUUUUGCAAAUUAGGAUUUUUUAAAAAUUUCGAAAAAAAAAAAAAUUUCUAUAUAAUUUAAAUAUAAAAUUUUUUUUAAAAAAAAAAACUUAACCCCCCUCCGUGAGUGACCAAAAUUUUUUUGUUCACUCACGGAGGGGGGGGGAGUAAGAAUUUUCCCUAUCAAUAGCUUAAAGAAGAUUACAAAUGAAGAAAUGAGAAACAAGUAUUACUCAAGAGAACACCACUUUGAAAGAGUUCGCCAAGAAGCUGAAGACUUAAAGAAAAGAGUGAAAGGCGAUUAA
Molecule: messenger RNA, 2306 nt
Organism: Blepharisma stoltei
Lineage: Eukaryota; Ciliophora; Heterotrichea; Heterotrichida; Blepharismidae
Source: the annotation of a GenBank genome assembly